CGUUUCAUCAUGUGACCGUCACGUGAUUAUCUAAUGAAAUAAAAUGUCAAAAUGGCGGAUGUACCAAUUGACAGUGGACAAAAUUCCGAAAUGGUCAAGGAUCAAAAUAUAACUGAGGAGGAAGAUUUUUCUUGCGAAAAUUUUCAGGACGGACAGUUAUCAUAUGUAGGACAUGAUAUAGAGUCUGUACCACAAAAAUUGAUAGAAGAUUACUCAAAGGUGACAACAAGAUUAGAUCUGAGCUUUAACCAAGUCAAGAAUUUGACGGGCCUUGAGGAUUUUUGCCAUUUGCAGGAGCUAGUUUUAGACAACAAUGAAAUAGAUGACACCACUGUGUUCCCUCGUUUGCAACAGCUGCAUACUCUCACACUCAACAAAAAUAAGUUAACAGAUUUAGAGCAUUUAAUAGAAGAGAUAAAGAGUAAGUUUCCUAGACUUACAUAUUUAAGUUUACUGGGAAAUGCAGCGUGUCCCAACCAGCUCUCGGCACACGACAAAGAUGAUGAAGAUUAUUCCAGAUAUAGAUAUAAAGUGCUUUAUAAUUUACCCAAUUUGAAGUUCCUAGAUUCGACCCCGGUUACAGGAACAGAUCUGGAGGAAGCUAAACGUGUUGGUCCAUUUUUGACGGUGGUCAGAGGCUCUGAUGAACCACAUACAUUCCCUGAAGAGAGUCCACCAUCUCCUAGUCCCUACUCACCACUUCCUGAAGCUGGGAGAAAUGAUGAGCAUCAGGGAACAUUUGGAAAGAGCAAAUAUGUGUAUUAUGGCAAACAUUCUGAAGGAAAUAGAUUUAUCCGCAAUACAGACCUUUGACCUGAAAUUGAUCAUUUUUACUUCACUGCAUUGAACUGGACUGACCUGAUGUAUCUCAUUGGUGCCAAAAAGUCACAUGACCUGCCUGUGUCUGCCGGAGGGAUAUUCUACUUCUAUUUGUGCAACAUGAAUUGUGACUGAGAUAUGGAGAUAUUUACCACCAGUGUCUUGUGUAUUUUCGCUAUGCUCUUUAUUUUGUUCAGAAGCAUUUGUGGGCAUGGGGCAAUAUAACUUGAAUUUAUUCAUAUUGGGUAAAAUGACAUGUUCUUACAGGGUUAUUAUUCUUGGAGUUGUCUGUGUCCUACUUAAUUAUCUUUAGCAUAUUUAAGUUGUAAAUUUAUUUAUAUGCGAGGUUCUAUAUUCCGGAAAUUGUAAAAAAGUUAAUCUGCUUGUUUUGGCUUUUUUUGUUUACUGGGUGUACAUAAAAGCUAUACAUCAAGCAGCGUUACCUUCACUGUCUACCUUAAAGAUUGAUUGCUGUUAAUUGUAUGGAUGUUUUAACACCUCUGAUUUCCUGUAAACCUUGAUGACUCUAUACCUGUAACAAACACGGCUUCACAUGUAAUUUGUAUCCAGGGACAGAUAUCAAUGUUUGUUUAAUUAAACACACUGCAAACACAAAUCUUCUAAAUGAAACAAUUACGUUUUUUGUUCUGUUCGUCUUUAACCUUCCUACUGUCAUUACGGAAACACUAAACAUAGUGGGGAAGGUUUGUGUAAUGAGGAGAUUUUGUAUUAUAUUAAUGGUUAAUAUUUACGCGAGGAUAAAUGUAGGCGAGGUGAGGGACCUCUCGAAUAUAGCCAAACCAUGCGAACAUUUCUGAUUUUACAGUAUUGCCACUCCAUGACACUGCAAAGCACACAAUCAACUAUUUUAUUCCUACAGUAAAAAUGCUGAUAAAGGAAUGGUAUAAUACAUGCAGAAAGAUUUUUUUUUCAACAUGCAGUGUUGUAUUUUUGUGCUAUCUUGCUCUGUAAAGAUUCUUAAUUUGUAAUUAUAGUAUCAAAUCAAAAGAGGAGUUCUGUACCUCAUAUUUUUAUUUUGAUGUAAAUGGGAUAUAAACUGAAACUUUUUACUUCUGUUUUGCAUCAUAUAACCUGUACUGUAUACGUGUGCAGUAAGCCAAAAUCAAUAAAAGAAAUUUGUGAUACUUUUUAUUGUGAUUUGCUGAAUUUGAGAUGUAUUAGUGUAAAUGUAGAAUAAAUGUGCAGAAAUGUAUGAGGUAGUUGAUAUUUUUUAAAGAUAUUUACAACAUGUAACAAGAUACAGUUAUCAUAAUUUUGAAUAAUUUCAGUAACAGUUUAUAAUGCAUUUAUAUAAAGAAUUGAGAAGUUACAUUUGGGAGGACAAAUGAUUUCAGUUGAUAGUGGAAAUAGGAAGAAGUUUAUCAGAUAAAUACAAAACUAUUUAAGAAAACUGUUUUGCUUAAGUACCCUAUUAAACACAUUUUAUGUGCCAUUUUGCUUUGCCUAUUUGGUGUUUUGUUACAUUAAAUUGUUUUAAUAUUUUUGUAUUAUGGUUACUUGUUUUGGUGUCAUUUUAGAGUAAGGAUGUCUGAUAGCUUUUGAAAAUCAGUUAAAGGUUGUAUAGCACGUGUAUCUUUUACUCCUUACCUUAUCCAUUUUGUUAUUUCAUUUUAUACAAUUUUAUCAAAAACUGAGCGAGUACAGUGCAUUUUUAUCUAUUAAUUGUUACAGACUUUUUUUCUUGCAUGCAAGAACAUGAACAAAGCACAUGUUUUACAUGUCACCAUUAUCUUCUCUUUUUUUUGCUUUAUUGUCAUACCUGUCAAGACACACGCAUUGCGCGUGUGUCACAGACAUUUCGGCCCUAGAUCACGCUCACACGCCUACUAUUCAAGGUCACACACAUUUUAAAGAAAUAAAGCAAUUGUUUUUUCAUAGAAAAUUAUUGAAUCAAACAUGCGAGGCGACGUUGACACAGUGUUUUCAUACCGUAUACAGCUUUUACAUUCACCGGUGCAACGUGUUAUUUCUACCGCAUGAAUAAACAUCACAAAAAGUAAACAUGGAGGGAGACUAUUCUGUUUUGUGUUAAAAAUCUAAAUUUUCCAUGUGAGAGCGUUUCUGGCUUUUAGGGAUCAUCGCCCUCCAGACUUCCACGAAGGACAACCUUCCUUUUGAACCCCGAUCACACACAUGGCCUUUGUGGAGCCUUGACAGCUAUGUAUUGUAGUUAAAUCAGAUGUGAUAUGGCUUUUGACUGUAAUAAUAUUUCAAAAGCAGACAUUUCUGAAAUUGAAUGUAUAUCUAAAAUAUAUUGAAAUAAAGGGGACUAACUUAGAAGAAACUUAUGGUUUUGCUGUUGGGAGUUCAAUAAGCUAGAUACCUUUCUAAAAUUUCAUAUUUCCUUGAAAUACUGUAAAAGAACAUACUUUGCUGGGUCAAAAUUUUGCGAAUUCAAAAUUUUGUGUAUGUUCAUGAGGUUUAAUAUUCAGAAAUUGUAAAAAUGGUAUCAUACUUGAAUUUGAAUUAUACUAAUGGUGAAUAUUUACAUGAGGAUUAAUUUUUCUUUAGAUGUUACUAAAGUGAAAAUUCAACUCUCGUGAAAAUUUCAGCUUUUACAGUAGCUGUUUUGGCCUACACUAUAAAAAAUUCAUGCCAAUGAAAUCAGUCAGUUUUACAGAUGUGAUAUUGAAGUAUAAUAGGAGUACAUUUCUGUGUAAUCUAGUUUGUGGGUCGGUUAAUUUAAAAACAAAGGGAAAACUUAUUCAGUCCUGUUUUGAAACAGAUUCACAAGAAUGUUCCUUGUGUGACCCUGUAACAACAAAUUAUUUUGAUUCAUGAAAAAUCUUGGUUGCUAGGCUGUGUGGUCAUUUUUCCUUAAAUGUAUACAGUUAUAUUUUUCAUGUUUUUGUCUUAUGUAUGAACAUAUUUAAAUGAUGCAUUCAGAUGGAACUAUAAAUCAAGGUUCUAGUUUGGUUGCUGUUGACUGUUUUCUGGGGUAGAUAUGGUACCUAGCUUUUUGCUUAUUUUGUACUUUGGUGUGUUUGUGUAUGACAGGUUAUGUUCUUCUCAGUUGGUUUUGAAUUAUGUAAAUUGUAAUGAAGGAUAUAGGUUGCAAAUGGCAGCCCUUUUAUUAGACAACGUAUGUUGUGCAGUCAGCUUUUUAUGCUGCUAGAUCUCACACUAGUACUAAAUGACAAUGCAUGUAAUUACAUUCUGUGAUAUCAUAGAUUUUUGUGGGCAUAAAGCUCAUAGUUUUGGCCAAAACAGGUUUCUAACUGGAUGUAAUUUUGUGUAUGAAUGCAACCAUAAAAUUGACAAAAGUUGUUCCCAACAGAUAUAGUGAUUUUACAUUAUCUUUCUCAUUUUGCAUCAAAAUAUAAUUUUUUUUAUUCACCAUCUUGCUUCAGAUAGGUUAAUAUUUUAUGGUUUAUAUAUUAGCUGCACCAUGAGAAAACCAACAAAGUGCAUUUGCGACCAGCAUGGAUCCAGACCAGCUGUGCAUCUGCGCAGUCUGGUCAGGAUCCAUACUGUUCGCUAACGGUUUCUCUAAUUGCAAUAGGGUUUGAAGGCGAACAGCAUGGGUCCUGACCAGACUGAGACUGCGCAGAUGCGCAGGCUGGUCUAGAUCCAUGCUGGUCCCAAAUGCACUAUGUUGGUUUUCCCAUGGUGCAGCUCAUAUCUGUUCAGUGUGGGUACAUGUAUUUUCGUGGGAUGUGCUUACUUAUAAUUGAAAAUCCAUGUAAAAAAGCUUUAUAUGUAGUCAAGCUUUCUUUCUGUUAUAUGUUCUUUGUUAGAAUAUUCAUAAAUAAACUAUGAAUUCAUUUUGUA
Molecule: messenger RNA, 4611 nt
Organism: Mercenaria mercenaria
Lineage: Eukaryota; Metazoa; Mollusca; Bivalvia; Venerida; Veneridae
Product: leucine-rich melanocyte differentiation-associated protein-like
Exons: 7
Coding region: 52-813 (253 amino acids)
Biological process (GO): melanocyte differentiation
Molecular function (GO): protein binding
Source: RefSeq, a predicted model, not a curated record